AUGGCACCCCCAUUCUCCCCUCGCACCUCUAGCUAUCCAACAGUCACGUUCGAUCUUUCUCGACUCUCGUCGUUGGAGAGCGUUGAACAGCUUACUUAUGAAUUCCAAGCAAUGGCCAGGAAAGAUAAUCUCGCCUCGAUAUUGGAAGACCUCCUCGAGGAAACCAAUAGCAAUGCCCUGCCUCUGGCCUUGUGUUGCCUCGAUCAACUGCAACAGUCCUGGAUUUUGGAUUUAUUUCCCAACACCGUCGACGCAUUCCCCGACUCUCUGUCCCAACGAUUGGUUUCUAAACUGUCGCGUUUCUUUCUUGCGGCGACACCAUUCUUGUCACACUGCUCUCCUCCUGCCUCUCGGGAUAAGGAGAUAGAAGCAGUAAAGAACAUCUUGGUUGAACUCGCGGCUCUUGAGUUCACCAAUGAAUCGACUACCAACAGCAAACCUAGCCAACGUGAAAUCAAAAAGCAGCGGAGGGCGAAUGCGAGGUCUAGAGCAGUCAACCCUCAGCCAUUCAAAGCCUUAGAUGUGUCUAUUCCGACCUCCGCUCAAGAGGUUGAAGAGUUGAAGAAUUUUAUUUUGACGCAACAGAAGUCUGUUCUGCAGUCAUACCUUGAGGCCAUUUGUUCAGAUAACUUGGCCCUUGCGGUCAAGCAGAAUUGUAUUGUUACGCUCUCAGAACCGGCUCUAGAACCGGUCGCCGACCCUGAAGCGGAGAAUGAGCUCGAAGUGAUAGAGUGUCCAACGAUGGAUCCUCAACAAUCGGUGUAUCCAAAGGUGCAGCCAUUGAAAUCGGCAUUACACUUUGAUUCACCUGACGGGUUUGGAGAAUUAAUCGUUAUCAGUGAAACCGCAGAAAAAGAGCUUCGGUUUCGCCAUAAGAAGGAGAGGAAGACUUUUGAUAUUAUCGUCAAGAAGAUCAAGGAGCUAUCGCACGGUCAUCUCUCUCCCGAUAACCACAAGAGACUCAAUAGGUCAGGUUCGGAAGCUGUCGUUUUCGAGGCGAAGAUGACUAGUGAUCUGCGACUGGUCUACCAAGUAGAUUUAGUACCUCAUUUUGACGGGCGGAUGCGUCAAGCGUUCAAGAUUUUUGGCAUCUUCACUCAUGCAAAGAUGGAUGACCGAAUGUGGGAUGGCGUCGGAAAGGGUUUAGCGAGCAAAAGUAAAAAACAUCGUGAACAAUGUGCCGUUCGACGUCCUACCCCCAACGCCGACGACCACACAUUCUCUCCUGCGUUCUUUCCUCCGCUUGCUGAGAUUUCCGAACUCACAGACAUAACAAAUAUGUUGGUCGAUGAGUCAAAUCUUGUUUAUUCGAGGUUUUUGAUGGCGAAGUAUGUGGCGCUCUCCCAGCCAUUGAUGAAUUGUAGGCAAUCCGAACUUGUCUCAGGACGAGCAACUACUGACUGGUCCUCCAACUCAGCGAUGCUUGCGGAUCUGGACGUGACGUACCCUCAUGUGAUCUCGGCUCAAGAGAAACGCAUAGUUGAACAUCCUAACUCGUGCUACGUAGUCGGAAGGAGCGGAACAGGAAAAACGACUACACUAUUAUUCAAGAUGUUAUUGGUUGAACAUACAUAUCGACUUGCAGACCCUUUGACACCCAAGCCUCGGCAGGUCUUCGUGACACAAUCACGAAUACUUGCGCAUAAGGUCAAAGGAUACUACGCUACCUUGGCGCGGGCCCUACAAAUAGCGACACAGUCGCCAAGUCAACUUCUUGAGUUGAAAGAUACGGUCUCCCCGGAAUUAGAUGACGCCAAUAUAGCCGUUGAUGACAUCCAGGAUUGGGAUCGAGAGCUUCCUACAAAGUUCAGUGAAUUGGAAGAGAAACAUUUCCCAUUGUUUGUCACGUACUCAGCGCUUUGUGGGAUGAUCGAAGCCGAUAUGGCGGACAACAAGGCCAUUGGUCAAGUCCGGGAACUUUCAAGCAGCACUUCAUACACGAAGACGGCGAGAAGAUGGAACUUGGUCAUCGAUUUUGACCGAUUCAAGAAGAAGUAUUGGCCACGGCUUCCGGAGCCACUCACGAAGAAAACAGACCCUGCUCUCGCCUUCAGCGAGUUGAUAGGUAUUAUCAAGGGGUCAGAGGCAACGUUAGGUCACGACCCACACCUCUUACCUCAAGCUGCCUAUCAGGCGAUUAGUCGACGAAAGUAUGCCAUGACUACUCUGGAUAGAGGGGAGAUGUAUGCCCUCCUCGAGGCUUAUAUGAAGAAGAAAAAGGAGGAAGGAGGAAAAGAUAUUGCGGAUAGGUCACACGUUAUACUCGAUUACUUUUCCCAAUUUGGGGUUCCGGGACAGAAAGUCGAUCAACUCUAUGUCGAUGAAGUCCAGGACAAUCUUCUGAUUGAUACACUGGUCCUGAGAGCAAUCUGUCUCAAUCCUGACGGUCUUUUCUGGGCGGGUGACACUGCUCAAGCAAUUUCGGCUGGGAGUUCCUUUAGGUUCAACGACCUCAGAGCUUUUCAGUGGAGGCUUGAAAAGCGGCUUGCGCAAAAUAUCACCACUCCUUCAUCCAGUCCUCCAUCUUCAACACUGGCAGCAAAGAAGGCAGAAAUAUUCCAGCUUGCUGUGAACUACCGAUCCCAUGCUGGAAUAGUUAAUUGCGCGCAUUCCGUCAUAGAUCUCAUCAUCCGGUUUUGGCCUGGCACGAUCGACAACCUUGCGCCUGAGAUAGGAAAUGUUGAUGGCCCCAAACCUAUCUUUUUCGACGGAAAAGGGGAUAACACAUCCAUCUUGAACGAGUACCUCUUCGGGGAUUCCGGCAACCGAAUUGAGUUUGGCGCUCAUCAAUGUAUACUGGUCCGAGACGAGGACGCUCGCUGCCGAUUGAGGCAGGAGUUGGGGCAUGAUAUUGGAGUGGUAUUGACCAUAUACGAAAGCAAAGGGCUCGAAUUCAAUGAUGUGCUAAUCUAUAAUUUCUUUGAGGAUUCCAAUGCCGAAUUUGCGCGGUGGAGAGUAAUUUUGAAUGCCAUCGACAAAUUCCCUGCCUCUCUUCCCAAACUUGAUAAUAACAAGCACGCGACCAUUUGGCUCGAGUUGAAAUUUCUAUAUGUCGCAAUGACUCGUGCACGCGAAAAUGUAUGGAUUGCCGAUGUCUCGAACAAAGGUGAACCGCUGAGGGAGUACUGGAAUAGCCGUGGUCUCAUCAGGAAUAUGACUCCGGGAGUCGACGCUCCGAAACUCGCCACCUCUUCGUCAACGGAAGAAUGGUUUGAACGAGGCAAACAGCUCUUCCGAGAUUAUAAAAAGUAUCAAGCAGCGAAACACUGCUUCGAAAGGGCUCGUGAACCGGACUACGUGUUCAUGACUGAUUCCUAUAUCUUGCACGACCGAGCGGAAGGUCUUGUCGAUCGUCGACACCGGAAGCCAGCUUUUCGUGAUGCCGCUGAAGCCUUCCGCAAAUGUUCCGAGAUAUUUCCAGCCCGCCGCUUGGAAUAUUUGACCAAGAGCGCUGACUGCUUCUAUCAAGCUGAGGAGCUGCUCGUUGCUGCCGAAAUUUAUGUGGAAAUAAAACAGUUUGAUAUCGCGGCGGAGUGUUACCGAGACCUUAGCAUGUUCGACGAAGCAGUAAAGAUCGUGAAGCAAGAACGGGAACGCUUGGAUACAGGACUCGUGAAUGAUAUCAUUCGCAAGGCAAAGUUUUUCUACUUCAGCUCAGCCGACUCCCUUCCUGCUUCAGAUCCCAAGCGACAGCUGCAUAUAGGUCAAGGGGUGGAUCUGUUCGAGGAUAAAGACCCGUUGGAGUAUCUCGAAGAUCGUUUUCUCGAUGGCGCCAGAGGUGAUGUUCUUGUCACCUUACACAGAUUCAAGGAGGCAGCCGAGCUUCAAUGGUCUGAAGGGAAUGUUUUUGAAGCGAUCGAACUGUUCUUGCAGGACCAAACUGAUUCGUCCUCUCGACGAGCUGGUGAAUGUAUUUUGGAAGCCUUAUGGCAAGAACUACCGUUUGGGCACCGAAACCGAGUUGUAGACCAAAAUUCGUCAAUCAGUCGGCUUCUGCACCUUUCCUCGAUGCUCAGUGCUGAGGUUUUGGGUGGCCAAGAACACCAGGAGCUUCUGAUGUUUCGAGUGCUUUCAUCGCAGGAUCCGAACAGGCAUACUUUCCGUGAGAUGGGACAGGUCUUUUUGGCAGCUCAAAACUUGCCUGCAGGAUUGCUCUGCCUAGACCAUUAUUUUGACAGUUCUCCGAUUUUGCGCGAUUAUGAAAUUACGUUGGACCAACUUGCGGAGGAACUGGAGGUCCUUCUACACUUUGUCGAGCUUUUGGCGUCUCAAGUGCGCAAGGAACCUACUGAGGAUCCCGAGUUAGCCAAAUUCUUUGGGGUUAGGAGGUCGAAUGGUAAUGUACACCGUCUCUCCCCACAGUCGCCGCUGUGUCACUACGCACAGCGCCAUGGUGCAGACCGCGUUGAAGGAGCAACUUCAGCUUCGGAACUCCACUCGUUGAUUCGAAAUAUUGUCUUUACCAGGUUGGCCUCCUUGAUAAAACAGACCAAUGAGCACUGCAAGAACAUCAAAGCUUUCUCGCUGUGCUUACCCUACUCGCGAGUUGGCCGUUGUAACCGAGUCUAUUGCUCCAAAGUCCACAUACUCGCUUCCGACAUUGACAGCAAUUAUUACACACUGCGCGUCAGGAUACAUCUGCAACAAGUAUUGCUUCUCACCAGAAUGCGAUACUUAACACGCGAAUGGCACGAUCAACGACGAUACUGGUUAAAACGGUUGUACGAAGCCCUUCAUCCUCCUCAUCAUACCAUGGGUGGAAUGGCAAACCUGACAGUUGAUCAACUGCCCGAAACACGGAAGGACCAUGUUGGGAGGAUUAGGUAUUGGAUCGAAGAAUUCUUCUACUCGCACAAGUUCUUAUUCUCACAAUCUUUUCUGUCUCUGCUCAUACGGGGUGCUAUCCUUGCACUUGAUGCAGCGCCAUCUUUAUCAUCGCUAGUAAAUUCCGACACUCUCGUUCACGACACAGAAGCAUCACGAUAUCUUUAUCGUGGCUUAUGGUCGAUGGAGACCCCCCCUCCAGAAUUCAUUCGAAGUGGUGGUAGUAAUGUGGUCCAUGAUUUAUUAGCUUCGCUGGAGGGGUCUGCAGCGCAAAGUCUGACCAAGGGGAUUUUAGCUGUUCGUCAUAUCAUUCAGAAGCAGAUACCAAUUGAAAUCUCUUUACUGUGCGACAUCCUCGACAGCCUUUGCAAGAAUCUUAUUCUUUCCCGUUUUUGCUACUACAACGGAUCAAACAUACACCGCAUGUCACUACCACGUAGUUGGCUGAUGACCCCCAUUGAUAUUGAGCGCUGCGGACGGAGAAAUUUUGGGUUUCUGAACGUCUUGAUUGAACCGGUGGUAGAUCUGCUUGCUCAGAUCUAUACAGGAGAGGAUGCAAGUUAUCUUCUUUAUGAAUCAAGCCAUCUAGCCUACCCUAUAUCUGGGGUCAUUCGCUCAGUUUUCAUCACCCGCGUCUGUCGUGCUCUUGCUUUGAUUGGCUAUAACUACAGGAGUGAUGACUUAAAAGACACGCUGCUUUCGGUUUACGCUUCCCUGCGAAGAUUUAGCCCUCCACCUCCACCUAAUGUGCCAUAUAGCUGGUAUGUUUACUCCAAUGCUUGGGGUGGGAUAAUCAACACCGUACGUCGUUCGGCGCGUGGAUCUCCAAUGGACGAGAUGGUCGAGUUAUUUCAUCGAGACCGUCUUCAACCUGAUGAACCUCUUUGGGACAUCCCUUUCGUUCGCCGUCUCGUCUACGACGAGUUGGAAAACGUUCCGAAACUCCUUCGACAGCUGCAAUCCGAAACAUAUUCCGAACGAACGGUAGUCGACGAGCCCCAAGAGCAAACCGUAAACGAACAGGUGGAAGAUCGUGCAGAGGCUCAAAAUGAGCCUGACGAUGACGUCCUCAAUGCCCCCGCUGUUUCCGAAUCGGUUGAAGAGGAACUCGAGGCCAAUAUCCCUAGUGAGGAGGAACUCCAGGUCCUAUCCAAGCUUCCUACUAUCUACAAGAAGAACCAGUUUAAACGUCGGGGAAACUGUAGAACCGCUAUGGCACAGCGUCGCAACGACUUCUUUUUGUCGUGUCUCAAGGAAUCAGAGAGGAUACCCUCGCUCAAGAUAAGUAUGAUAUACAUCACUUGGAAGUUUCCACCGACGGCGAAGUAUCGCAAGUUGAUGUUGGGUCCAUUGCCGCAUCUCCUUUCCUGUCUUGAAGUAAUCUACCACCAAUUACUGGAGCUCAAGAGCGCGACAAAGACCCGCCUUCAGAACGCUGGGAACCAUGUUCAGCUGAGUGAGCUCGAAACCCGGCGGACUUCGAUAACCUCUGCGAUCAAAAAAGUCACUUUCCUGCAGAGGACUUUGAGCCCGACAUCCCGGUUGCAUUCCGAAUGCAGCGAGAACAAACUGGAGCAGUACGUCUGUGACAUGAAAGAGUUGAUAUCCAAUGGCCUCCCUGUUGAUUUGAUUUUGACGACUGAGAUGAAGUAUGAGUUUGAGUUGGGAUGGAAUGGCACUGCGAGACCUCACCUAAUAUAUCCAGCGAAAAAGAGAUCCGAACUCAACACUAGCGACGUGUAGUGGU
Messenger RNA from Marasmius oreades (fairy-ring Marasmius), 6571 nucleotides. RefSeq lists its product as uncharacterized. Lineage: Eukaryota; Fungi; Basidiomycota; Agaricomycetes; Agaricales; Marasmiaceae. The transcript has 35 exons. The record is from RefSeq and is a predicted model, not a curated record. Gene Ontology annotation, molecular function: hydrolase activity; ATP binding; protein binding. Bases 1 to 6567 code for a protein of 2188 amino acids.